AUGACCGUCUGGGAUGCGCAGGCGGACUCUUCUAUGGAUCGAGGGAGUCCACAACUCUCUCGAGACAUGCAACUACCCGAGGGGUUCCACUCCGUCGAAUGCAAGCGCGACAGCGAGACAACGCAAGAGAUCAAACAGGGCAUGCCUACGGCCCUCCAACCGCUUCCCAUGACUGCUUCAGCAGCAGAAAGGUCUGCCGCCACCCUCGCCAAUGCCCAAGGGCCUGGAGAGUCUCCCCUCGUACACUCUGCAGAGGAUUCCUCAACACCUGCCCUCCAAAGCGCGAGCGGCGACUCCUCCUGCCACGCACAGCAGGAUUCUUCCCUCUCAUGGGAGGCUCCAGACACCGAUAUCUCCCCGAGCGACCCCGACAACCCUUGCAGGCGCAUUGGGGAGGCCCCCUACGGCCCCCUAGGCCGCUGCCGGAAGAGACAAAGAGAACGUGUACUAGGGGAAAAGUUCGCAGAUCCGUUUCCAGCAGCGCCAUCCGCAGCGCACUCGACAGGAGGGGAAGCGUUCGGUGUUCGAGGGGAAAAGCGGUUCAGGGCAGGUCCUUCGCGUCAGACACACAGCAGCCUGAUGCACCCGCGUUCCCGGUUUUCUGGGGGCCCCCUGAAUUUUGUUGCGCUAUCAGAGAAAGUACCGGCUCUGAGAAACUUUUUUCUCAUCUCGCCGUCAGGCCGCGUGUCUUUCGAUUUUCGGACCCGGGAGGCGCAACUACAGCUCUGUGUGGCCCUCUUCAAGUGCAUUUACAACCUGACCUUCUCCCUCCCACUAGAAGACAACUUUUUGAUUCCUACUCUCCCUAACAGAAGCAACUAUAUCCACUUCUUGGCCGACCUCCUUUCUGCAACGGAGGGACUUGGAACCCCACAAGGGCACCCCAUCCCGGGGGGGGAAGCGUACAUUCUCCGGGAGGCCCUUGAAGAGGAUUCUUCUGGCCCCUUGAAGGCUCCAACGGCCAACGAGCCAUCUCAGGAUGCGACCCUCGGGGAGGAAUUCACUGGUGCCUCAAAACAAACUAAGCACCCUCCGAGAGGGCCCCAGGUGUGGAUAUUGGAUGUAGGCGUGGGUGCAAACUGCGUCUAUCCACUCCUAGGUGUUGCAGAUUAUGGCUGGUCCUUCGUUGGUUCCGAUAUAUCCGAGGCCUCGCUCUCGGUUGCGACAGCGAACGUUGUGGCGAAUGGCUAUGAAGGGCGCAUCAAACUGCAGCUGCAGAAGGAGCGCAACUGCAUUUUUCAGGGGCUGUUAAACGGUGGCGACCCUUUGUUUGCUGCCUCUGUAUGUAACCCGCCAUUCUACAUCAGCGAAGAAGCCAUUGGUAUCAACCCUAAACGCCAGAAGGCUGGAAAUGCUCACGAGCUGGUCUGUGAGGGCGGAGAGACUGCCUUCCUCUCUGCCAUGUACACGGAAAGCAAGCGGUUUGCUUCGCAUUUCAUCUGGUUCACGACACUUGUUGCCAGGGCAUCCACUAGGGACUCGAUGAAGCGGGUGUUGCACGAGGGCAUGAGGAAAACGUGCAAGCGGCAACAGGAGCUUAUGCAGGCCCAAGCCGAGGAAUGGCUAUCAGCCAACAGCGAGCAUGGAGACUCUUACAGCGCAAACCCUAGCAACAGCAGCAACAAUGCUGACAAGAACGUGGAGGAUGUGGAGAUGCAUCCACGAGAGCUGAGGAUCUUUGAGUUGUCUCAGGGGAAGCAAACGCGUUGGGUGGUCUGCUGGACGUAUUGGACCAGGGAACAACGAGCUUUGCUGCGUCCAAUUUUAUAUCCCAAGCCAAGUACCUAA
Messenger RNA from Cyclospora cayetanensis, 1788 nucleotides. Its product is annotated as ribosomal RNA large subunit methyltransferase F-like. Gene Ontology annotation, molecular function: 23S rRNA (adenine(1618)-N(6))-methyltransferase activity. Bases 1 to 1788 code for a protein of 595 amino acids. Gene Ontology annotation, biological process: rRNA base methylation. Lineage: Eukaryota; Apicomplexa; Conoidasida; Eucoccidiorida; Eimeriidae. The transcript has a single exon. The record is from RefSeq and is a predicted model, not a curated record.